AUGAAGCAUCUCAGGAUCAACCCGACCCAUUCCGGGUUUCCGACCGGUACACCCAACAUUCUCUCCCCUAGCAUCCUUGAUUUUCCCUCUCUCGUCCUCAGCCCUGUCAAUCCUCUCAUACCCGACCCGGUUUAUCGAUCCGGGUCUUCCAAUCAAACCCCGACUCCGAGGGAUAAGGAGCCUCAACUUCUCUCUCUAUUUCCUCUCACUCCUCAUGAGCCCUAA
Molecule: messenger RNA, 225 nt
Organism: Arabis nemorensis
Lineage: Eukaryota; Viridiplantae; Streptophyta; Magnoliopsida; Brassicales; Brassicaceae
Source: the annotation of a GenBank genome assembly